Molecule: messenger RNA, 1230 nt
Organism: Pichia kudriavzevii
Lineage: Eukaryota; Fungi; Ascomycota; Pichiomycetes; Pichiales; Pichiaceae
Exons: 2
Coding region: 1-1230 (409 amino acids)
Biological process (GO): cellular bud neck septin ring organization; actomyosin contractile ring assembly; protein localization to bud neck
Cellular component (GO): septin ring; cell division site; cytosol
Molecular function (GO): GTPase activity; GTP binding; molecular adaptor activity
Source: RefSeq, a predicted model, not a curated record
AUGGUGACUGUUAUAGAAAGCUCCUCGGCUUUAAGAAAGAGAAAGAUUCUGAAGAAAUUAUUAAACUUCAGCAUCAUGGUAAUUGGGCAAUCAGGGUCGGGUAGAUCAACUUUUAUUAACACCCUAUGUGAUCAAAUGGUUGUUGAAUCGUCAUCUACCAUCAACUUAUAUUCACCGGAGGAGUUAAGUCUCCCAACUAGAGAAUUACAACUCAGGAAAUCUAACGUCGAAUUAGAAGAUAAUGAGGGUGUUAAGAUUAGCCUUAAUAUUAUCGACACGCCAGGUUUUGGGGAUUCUUUGAAUAACGAUGAAUCCUUCAAAUUGAUCAAAGAUUACAUCAAGUACCAAUUUGAUGAAAUCUUAGUUGAGGAGAGUAGAUUGAGAAGAAAUCCUCGAUUUAAAGAUGGCAGAAUCCAUGCUUGUUUAUAUUUUAUUACUCCUACUGGCCAUGGAUUAAGAGAGAUUGACGUUGAAAUUAUGAAACAACUAGGUGAGUAUGUGAAUUUAUUGCCAUGCAUAAGCAAGACCGAUUCAUUGACACUUGAGGAAUUAAAGCUAAACAAGAAGCUAAUCAUGGAAGACAUUGAACAUUACAAGUUACCUAUAUUUGAUUUUAACAAUGACUAUUUCUCGUACGAUGAAUCUUUAGAUGAUGAAACAGUUGAAUUGAACAAGUACCUACAAAAAACUAUUCCAUUUGCCUUGAUGGGCUCAAAUACCACCAUUAAAGAUACAGCUACAGGAGAAAUCAAGAGAGUAAGAAAGUAUCCUUGGGGUAUUGUGGAUAUCUUCGACAAUGAUGUCAGUGACGUUUCCAUAUUAAAAAACACUUUGCUGAUUACUCAUUUGAAUGAACUAAAAGAUUUCACACACGAAGUUUUAUAUGAGAACUACAGAACUAAGACAUUGGGGGAUGCCAACGAAGACUACGAGUCUAGUAAUUCCUUUAGUGCUCAAAAAGCAACUCAUAAUGCUGUAGAGAGAGACGUCUCUCACUCUAUCACGAGGGAAAUUUCAAUGGGCCAUUAUGAACCGGAAUCAGCUAAUGAGGGUCAAACUGAUGCCGAUAUUCAAUUGAAAGAAGAACUAAUUCGGAAAGAGGAGGAAAGACUACGUGCCUUUGAGGAAAGAGUCCAAAAGGACUUGCUUCUCAAGAGAGAGGAAAUCGAAGCCCGGGAGAGGGAACUUGCCGAGUUAGAAAGAAGACUUGCAGAAGAGAAUCUUGCGUAA